AUCAUUGCAGAAAGCGGUUUCUUUUGUAGGCUGCAGCGUCGGAUUUCUUCGAUACUUCGUGAAGAAACUAUGCGAUAUUGAACAAUUGGAUUCUUGUUUGAAUCAAGCAGGUGGAGGUGAAGGUAAGUUCAUUUCAAUCGAACAAAAAUGAACAGAGAUAUGAGAGGAGGAGGUAACAAUACGGCUUUUGAUACUAUAACUGCUGCUGCGAUUGUUAUGGCGUCAAAUGAUAAUCGUGUCUCGCAAGAUUUGCCUCAGAAAAAGAGAUGGAGUAAUUGGUUGAAGAUAUACUGGUGUUUCGGCUCAUACACACAAACCAAACGAAUUGGGCCAUCAGUUCAUGUUCCUGAAACCUCAGCUCAAUCCGAACUUCCCCAAGUACCAUCUUUAGUUCCUCAAUUUGCAGCUCCUCCAUCUUCACCCGUAUCCUUCCUUCAAUCAGGUCCACCUUCAUCCAUCCAAUCGCCCGCCACUUCACUAUCACUAACCUAUAUAUCCGCUAACAUCCACUCACCCGGUCCCUCCAACAUUUUCGCAAUCGGUCCUUACGCCCACGAGACCCAACUAGUCUCUCCUCCCGUUUUCUCAACUGAACCUUCAACCGCUCCCUUUACACCCACCACACCUUCCUCCCCCGAGGUUCCAUUUGCUCGAGUUCUCGGCUCCAAUCAUGCAAAAGAUAACAUUGUUAAUGCUGCUAGUUCAAGAUAUUCAUUAAUGUCUUCCUAUGAAUUUCAACCAGGAAGUCCUAUCAGUCAUUUAAUAUCGCCUAGAUCAGCUAUCUCUGGUUCGGGCACUUCAUCUCCUUUCCCUGAUCACGAUUUCGGAAGUUCAAACUUCCUUCAUUUCAAAAUUGGUGAACCUCCCAAGUUCUUAAACUCUACACAUGAUUGGGGAUCAAGGCAAGAAUCAGGAUCCUUAACUCCUAAAUAUAGGGAUGAAAAGGAGGAAAGUGCUGAAGAUGCUAUGAGGCGUUUGGCGAAGAAGUUAUUGGCAGAGGCUGUAUCGUCAUCUUUAAGGAGAGAAACCAUUGUUAAUGUUAAUAAUAACAAGAUUAAUGUCGGAAAAUCCGACGGUUGUGCUGAUCGGUCUGGAAAUCUCGAUCAUUCGACGGAAUUCAACUUUGAGAAUGUUGGAACUAAGGAGGAGAAACUAGAAGAGGAGGAUGCUAAUGAUUGGUCGUUUUUUCCUCCAACAAAACGGGCCGUAUAAGUCACAAAAGACUAAAAACAGACUUUCCUUGAUCACAAUUAACAUUGUUUUUUAAAAAUUUAUUUUUUGUCAAAUUUUAGUUAUUAUGUGACAUAGGUUAAAUAUUGGAAUGCAAAAAUUAUGCCA
Impatiens glandulifera is the source of this 1338-nucleotide messenger RNA. RefSeq lists its product as uncharacterized. Bases 148 to 1212 code for a protein of 354 amino acids. The record is from RefSeq and is a predicted model, not a curated record. The transcript is spliced from 2 exons. NCBI's taxonomy places the organism in Eukaryota, Viridiplantae, Streptophyta, Magnoliopsida, Ericales, Balsaminaceae.